UUUUCCUUCGGAGCACUUCUCGCAGGCCCUUCCCGAGGGCUGAUCGCGCCGAGCCCCGCCACCCCGACCUCCAGGUGACAGCCGGUCAGCCUGGUAGGCGUCAGCUCCGCCCCGUCACCCCUCCCGCCCACAGCCCAUUCCCCGCCCAGCCUCCCCGUGCCAGCCCGAGGCGCGCGGCGGCCGCAGCGGCUCUGCGGCGCUGGAGCGGGCGGCGCCCGGCGGGGCCCUCGGCGUCGUGCUCGGACCAGGCAGAGCCGCGGCCGACCAAGGGGGAAGUCCGGCUCCCGGGCGACAGCCCUAGGAAGGAGGACGACGAUUUAAGCCGCCCUCUCCUGCCAGUCCAGCUGCCGGGCGCUCGCUUGGUGCCCGCCGCCGGAGCCGCGACGGUGAAGUGCCGCAAGGGGCAGGGCCCCUGAAGUGCGGAGUUUGGGGUCGCCCCGCGCCCAAACGGGCGCCCCACGCGGCCGUAGGCACAGUUUCAGCGGCACCGACAGUGCCGAAGUUAGGGGCGCGGUGCGCCUAGCCCGUCGCCUCCGCGCCCUAGUGAGGCGCGGGUUAUGGAGCCCCCCAGCUGCCUUCAGGAUGAGCCGUUCCCGCACCCCCUGGAGCCCGAGCCUGGCGUCCCUGCGCAGCCGGACCCCGGGAAGCCGGGCGACAAGCGAUUCCGGCUGUGGUACGUGGGAGGCUCGUGCCUGGACCACAGGACUACGCUCCCCAUGCUGCCCUGGCUCAUGGCCGAGAUCCGCCGGCGCAGCCAGAAGCCCGAGGCGGGCGGCUGCGGGGCGCAGGCGGCCCGCGAGGUGCUCCUGGUGCUCAGCGCGCCCUUCCUGCGGUGCGUUCCCGCGCCGGGCUCGGGGGCCUCGGGGGGCGUGGGCCCCGCGGCCGCGCAGCCCAACCCCGCGGUGUUCAUCUUUGAGCACAAGGCGCAGCACAUCUCGCGCUUCAUCCACAACAGCCACGACCUCACCUACUUUGCCUACCUGAUCAAGGCGCAGCCUGACGACCCCGAGUCGCAGAUGGCCUGCCACGUUUUCCGCGCUACGGACCCCAAUCAGGUUCCUGAUGUUAUCAGCAGCAUAAGACAGUUAUCCAAAGCUGCCAUGAAAGAGGACGCCAGAGCCAGCAAGGACAAUGAGGACGCCUUCUACAACUCGCAGAAGUUCGAGGUCCUGUACUGUGGGAAGGUGACCGUGACCCACAAGAAGGCCCCGUCCAGCCUCAUCGACGACUGCAUUGAAAAGUUCAGCCUGCAUGAGCUGCAGCGCCUGCGGAUCCAGGGCGAGCAGCGCGCCCCUGAGGCCGGCGACGACCCGGGCGUCUUCGAGGCCGAGGGGCCCGGCUCUCCAACAGACCUGCCAGACGACGGGGCCAGCGUCGCCAGCGCCCACCUGGCCUUCCCCACUGCGGCCAGCCAGCCCGGGCUUCCUAGCCCUCGACUUGGCUUCCCUGAGCGGAUUUUGGAAGAUUCUGGCUUUGAUGAACAGCAGGAGUUCCGGUCUCGGUGCAGCAGCGUCACCGGCGUCCUGCAAAGGAGGGUUCACGAGAAUAGCCAAAAGCCACAGCCGCGGCGGAGACAUGCCAGCGCGCCCAGUCACGUCCAGCCGUCAGACUCAGAGAAGAACAGAACGAUGCUGUUCCAGGUUGGGCGGUUUGAGAUUAACCUUAUCAGUCCAGACACCAAAUCAGUUGUUCUUGAAAAGAAUUUCAAAGACAUCUCUUCUUGUUCUCAGGGUAUAAAGCAUGUUGAUCACUUCGGCUUUAUCUGCCGGGAGUCACCAGAGCCUGGGCUGAGCCAGUAUAUCUGUUAUGUGUUCCAGUGUGCCAGUGAAUCUCUGGUGGAUGAGGUAAUGCUGACUCUGAAACAGGCUUUCAGUACAGCUGCUGCCCUGCAGAGCGCCAAGACCCAGAUUAAGCUGUGCGAGGCCUGCCCUAUGCACUCUUUGCAUAAGCUCUGUGAAAGGAUCGAAGGUCUCUAUCCACCAAGAGCUAAGCUGGUAAUACAGAGGCAUCUCUCAUCACUGACCGAUAAUGAGCAAGCUGACAUAUUUGAACGAGUUCAGAAAAUGAAGCCAGUCAGCGACCAGGAGGAAAACGAACUUGUGAUUUUACAUCUGAGGCAGAUGUGCGAAGCCAAGCAGAGGACACACAUCCACAUUGGAGAAGGCCCAUCGACUUUUUCAAAUAGUACAAUCCCAGAAAAUGCAGCCAGCAGUGGAAGGUUCAAACUUGACAUUCUGAAAAAUAAAGCUAAGAGAUCCUUAACCAGCUCCCUGGAAAAUAUCUUCUCAAGGGGAGCUAACAGAAUGAGAGGUCGGAUUGGAAGUACGGACAGUUUUGAACGGUCGAACAGUCUUGCUUCGGAGAAGGAUUAUUCACCAGGAGACUCUCCACCAGGGACACCACCAGCCUCCCCACUGUCCUCAGCUUGGCAGACGUUCCCUGAAGAGGAUUCUGACUCCCCGCAGUUUCGAAGACGGGCUCACACGUUCAGCCACCCACCUUCAAGCACAAAGAGGAAGCUGAAUCUCCACGAAGGGAGGGCUCAUGGUGCUCGCUCCCCUCUUCUGAGGCAGGGCUCCAGCGAGCAGUGCAGCAUUCUUCCAUCAGCGCGGCGCAUGUACAAGGAGAGUAAUUCUUCCUCCAGUCUUCCAAGCCUUCAUACUUCCUUCUCUGCCCCUUCCUUCACUGCCCCCUCUUUCCUGAAAAGCUUUUACCAGAAUUCAGGUAGACUGUCCCCACAGUAUGAAAAUGAAAUCAGACAGGACACUGCUUCAGAAUCAAGCGAUGGAGAGGGGAGAAAAAGGACCUCGUCUACUUGCAGCAAUGAGUCCCUAAAUGCCGGCGGAACCCCUGUCACUCCUCACCGAAUCUCCUGGCGGCAGCGCAUUUUCCUCAGAGUCGCUUCUCCCAUGAACAGAUCUCCUUCAGCAAUGCAGCAACAGGAUGGACUGGACAGGAGUGAGUUGCUUCCACUGUCCCCUCUCGCUCCAACCGUGGAGGAGGAACCACUGGUUAUAUUCAUGUCCGGUGAUGAUGACCCAGGAAAGGCUGAAGAAAGAAAAAAGUCAGAAGAACUAAGGAGUUUGUGGAGAAAAGCUAUACACCAACAAAUCUUGUUACUUCGAAUGGAAAAAGAAAACCAGAAACUUGAAGCAAGCAGAGAUGAACUCCAGUCCAGAAAAGUUAAAUUGGACUAUGAAGAAGUUGGUGUGUGUCAGAAGGAGGUCUUAAUAACCUGGGAUAAGAAGCUGUUAAACUGCAGAGCUAAAAUCAGAUGUGACAUGGAAGAUAUUCAUACUUCCCUUAAAGAAGGUGUUCCCAAAAGUCGACGAGGAGAAAUUUGGCAGUUCCUUGCUUUACAAUAUCGUCUAAGACACAGACUGCCUAAUAAACAACAACCUCCUGACACAUCCUAUAAAGAACUUUUAAAGCAGCUCACGGCUCAGCAGCAUGCAAUUCUCGUGGAUUUAGGAAGGACGUUUCCUACUCACCCUUACUUUUCAGCACAGCUUGGGGCAGGGCAGCUGUCACUCUUUAACCUCUUAAAGGCCUAUUCAUUACUGGACAAAGAAGUGGGUUACUGUCAGGGGAUCAGUUUUGUGGCUGGAGUCCUGCUUCUGCAUAUGAGUGAAGAGCAAGCCUUUGAAAUGCUGAAAUUCCUCAUGUACGACCUCGGCUUCCGCAAGCAGUACAGACCCGACAUGAUGUCACUACAGAUUCAGAUGUACCAGCUGUCCAGGCUCCUCCAUGACUACCACAGAGACCUCUACAGUCACCUUGAAGAGAAUGAAAUCAGCCCCAGUCUUUAUGCUGCCCCCUGGUUUCUCACAUUGUUUGCCUCUCAGUUUCCACUCGGCUUUGUAGCCAGAGUUUUUGAUAUUAUUUUUCUUCAGGGGACUGAAGUUAUAUUUAAGGUUGCACUCAGCCUACUGAACAGCCAAGAGACACUUAUAAUGGAAUGUGAAAGCUUUGAAAAUAUUGUUGAAUUUCUUAAAAGCACACUACCUGAUAUGAAUACAUCUGAAAUGGAAAAAAUUAUCACACAGGUUUUUGAGAUGGAUAUUUCUAAACAGUUGCAUGCCUAUGAGGUCGAAUAUCACGUGCUUCAGGAUGAGCUUCAGGAAUCUUCAUAUGCCUGUGAGGAUAGUGAACCUCUGGAGAAGCUGGAGAGGGCCAAUAGCCAACUGAAAAGACAAAACAUGGAUCUCCUAGAAAAAUUACAGGUAAAAGGCAAUGAUACAUCCAAUGUCGUCAUGUCAGGGGUUCCCAAAUUAUGUCAUCAUGUCGAGUUUGCACAGAACUUGAGAACCCCUGACACCCAUAAAAACUGCGACUGUGACGUGCUGCUGAGAGACCUAAACUGCAACCCCAACAACAAAACCAAGGCAGGAAGCAAGCCUUAGUCGGAGAAGUGCCUCUCUGCAGACCAUGCUCCCGGGAUGCCACGGAAGGGAAGAGCCCGCGCGCUGUCCGCGCAGCUCCGGACGCGGGAGCGACGGAGGCGCCGAGUGUGUGCUGAGCCCGUGGGCGCCAGCAGCCCUCGCUCUCACGGAGGCGGCCAGUCCUGGGCCAUUGUUCGUAUGUAGACUGUUUCGGUUGUUGUUGACAGUGUACAUAUAUAAAAAAUGGACAUAAGGAGUUCAUGCUUUCAGAUAAAAGCAGUAGGUAUAGUUAGAUCAAUUUUUACAAUCAAAACUUCAUGAAAUCCACACCAAAGGGAAGUUAAAAUGAAAUUCCCCUUGGACACAUGUGAUUCAUUUGUAGUGAAACAAAGCUAGAGCAUCUUUGUUGAAAUAUACUUGAAUAAAAUGAAUGUAUUUUUUUCUCCAAAGAACAGCAUGUUUCACUCAAUGGUGGAAGGUGGAAACAUCUGUGUACCUUUAUGUGUAUCUGUCUUAAAAUCUACUGACAUUGUAUAUAUGACGAAAAUUAUUGCCAGUCACUCUCCAGUGGGAUUUUCAGGAAGGUGAGGGUUUUCUUCCCCUGCCUGCUUUGUGCCAACUAGCAUGUUGCAUCUACAUGCAUUUUGAGUCUGCUUAGGUAUUAACUUUAGAUGUGGGUAAAGAGUAAGCAAGACAUCAGGCUGUCUGCCCACCCAGCUAAAGGUGACAGAGAAUGUUGCUAAUUUUCUAGCAAAUUAGACCAGCAUUGUUACUCAAACUAAAAAUAUCAGGCCUCAGAAAUUUAAUUUAGGACCUAAAUUGUCUGGGUCAGCCUUCUACAGUUUUAUUUAAAUUCCUCCUACAAUUGUGGAACGGACCCCCCCCUUUACUUGGUGCCAGUGUCAGUGACAAGAAUUUUCCAUUUUCCCACCAAAAUGUGGGAGCUCUUAAUUUAAUACUCUGUGCCCUCAAUGAAGGAUAAGGAAAUGCAUUUAUGACUGGUUUUCCAAAGAUAAUAAACUGUUGAGAUGCUUUUUUUUUUUGCCAAUCAACAGUAUCUAGUAAUUUCUCAAUCAUCUUCACCUUCUAUGUGAAAAUGUAUGAGAACUGUGAAAUGUUUUCAAUAAACGGUUGAAAUCCAUCAGAAAAGAAGGGGAUGGUGGCACCAAGCCCUUCAAAAACCUGCAGUUCUGCAUUUGGAUUCCUGACUUCUCAGCCUAUGGAGAACUCAUGAGAGGAAAUUCAUGCAUGCUGGGCAUUUGGAAGGGAAGUAAUUCUCAAAGUACACAUGCAAUUCUCCAUUUCAGAGAUGAUGCUACCAUAGUGCCUCUGAAAGUUGAUGCAGCAUUUUUGCCUUUCCAAACUGCUCACCAUCACUGUGUUGGGUAGCACAUAUAUUAUUAUAGAUGGAUUAUCUGGGAUAAUUUUCUUCAAAGGGAGUUUGUUAUCCACAAGCUACAAUGUAUUAUAUGGUAGAGGACUAUUUCAGAAAACUGUGAUGAGCAGAUGAUGAGUACCUGAGACCCCCCACCCCCACCUCCGCCACUGCCCCUACACUGUUUCUCAGUGUAAAUGCAAUGACUCUUUCCUUGCAAAUCAGCGUGCCCUCCAAUCCAGGCAGUUUCUUCAAAGAAAAGAAAAUCUUAUAAGUACAAUUAAUGUAAUUUCUAGAUUCUAGAAGAUGCUGAUUCUAGGUACCCCAUCAGUUGGAGCUGCCAACUGAUUUGUUGCUUGGACUUAGCCCAAAUUUCUCUAUUUGUAUGAGAGGUAUUUUCCUAUAAGGAAUGUAACAAAUAUCAUCUGGUUACUGUCUUAUAAUGAAAUUACCUUAUGUGUGCGAUACGCAGAUGGUAGCCAAGGAAUCUUCAAGUUGGGAAAAGAAACUUUUCCUCUCAGUUGUUCAGUUGAAAGUCAAUUUUAUUCUGGGUGUUGAGAAUCAACAUUAUGAGUUGUAUUAUUAUGUUCAGAGAUUAAAAGUGUCUUGGAUAUGUUACUUCUUUUGAAAGUGAAAAUUCUUUUUCUUUUGUUUUUAAAUGUUGUACCAGUUAUGCUUCAUGCAUUGUGACAUCUUUAUCAGGUUAAUGUAAUGUCUAGUUAAUUUCCAAUAAAUUCAUUGCUGCAGUUUC
This is a messenger RNA of Manis javanica (Malayan pangolin), 6508 nucleotides long. The record is from RefSeq and is a predicted model, not a curated record. NCBI's taxonomy places the organism in Eukaryota, Metazoa, Chordata, Mammalia, Pholidota, Manidae.